Molecule: messenger RNA, 1026 nt
Organism: Cydia strobilella
Lineage: Eukaryota; Metazoa; Arthropoda; Insecta; Lepidoptera; Tortricidae
Gene: NGR-A18
Product: thyrotropin-releasing hormone receptor-like
Exons: 1
Coding region: 83-1006 (307 amino acids)
Biological process (GO): G protein-coupled receptor signaling pathway
Cellular component (GO): plasma membrane
Molecular function (GO): G protein-coupled receptor activity
Source: RefSeq, a predicted model, not a curated record
GAAAUGUAAGACAGCGGCGGCCACUGACUGAACACGCCGCGACAGUCGCCGCCAGAGAGGCGCGGCGCGAGCACGCCGCGCCAUGUCCGACCUCUCGCCGCGGUUCGAGGGCGCCGAUUUGUUCAACUACUCUACUCCCGCGGAUUCUAAUUAUUCCACCUACGUAAAUGAAACAUUCUUUGAUUUCAUCGCGCAUCAAGUUGCAUCCGCCUUGAAUGUUUACUACACACCCUUACUAGUAUCUUUAGGGACAAUCGGAAAUUUGGUUUCAGUAUAUGUUUUCUACAGUAGUAAGUUGAGAUUGCAGUCCACAAGCCAAUAUUUGUCAGCCUUGGCUAUCUCGGAUACGGUAUUCUUAUUCCAGCUAAUGAUGCCAUGGCUCGGUGCCGUUAAACUUACCGGUCUGUUUUACACGCAAGGCUUCUGCCAGAUAUUUAUUUACUUUUCUUAUGUAACAUGUGACCUGAGCGCAUGGCUGGUGGUAGCAUUCACAGUGGAGCGGUUCGUGGCGGUGCUGUACCCACUGCGCCGCAAUGCCAUCUGCACCGUGGCGCGAGCUCGCCACAUCAUCAGCACAAUAGUUGCAUCGGCGCUGCUCCUGAACGUACCUGUUCUCAGAUUCGCAGCGCCGGUUAACAACGACUGCAGUAUAGACGUACAAUACCUUGUUCAUGCAGCCAGAUUUAAUUUGUUGGAUACAGCUGUAUCGUUCACGGUGCCGCUCGGAGUGAUAAUAGUUUUGAAUGUUUGGAUAAUGGUCGGAGUGUACCGGCUAGAGCGCACUCGACACCACCUCAUGAAAACGGAACAGCCAGGGCCCGCGGCGGGCCAGCGCACGCGACCUUCGCGGCUGCAGCAAUGCCCGCGUUCCCAGCAACGAGUCACAAGGAUGUUGCUCAUUGUCUCUUCAGUUUUCGUCGUACUUAACAUGCCUGCCUACACCAUGCGCGUUGUAGCUUAUGCAUACAACAUGGUAAGCAUUUUCAAACAUUGGUUUUUGAAAUAAUUAGCAUUUUAAGUUCAAGU